AUGAUCAUUCCUUCAUUACCUGAUGAUUGUAUUCACGAAAUUUUUCAAUACCUUCAAAAUGAUCGAACCACCCUUUAUCAAUGUCUCUUCGUGAAUAAAUUUUGGUGUGGCUGUGCUAUACCUUUAUUAUGGAAGCAACCUUUUUCAAAUUUUAGAUGUUGGGAAUUUAUAAUUCGAACUUAUCUCGAUUGUUUAAAACCUUUAGAACUUUUAAAUUUAAAACCUUAUAAUCUUUUGAUACCAUUCUCUUCCUCGCCACCAUUAUUUGAAUAUGAACGAUACCUUGAAUCCUUUUCAAAUUCUGAUAUGGAAAUUGGAAUUAUUACUUGGUUACGAUUUGGUACAUCUGAUUUACCGGAGAUAUCAUUAUUUCAUGAAAUUAAAUCAUUAUCAUAUCCAGGAAUUUCAAAAUUAAAAAGUUUAGAUUGUUGUAUUGGACAUAAAAAUCAUGAAAUUAAAUUAUAUCAAAAUACCAUGAACCUUUUACAAAAUUGGGGAAUAAUUUGUACAAGUUUAAAAAGGAUUUGGGUAUCAGUUUGUGAAGAAAAUGUUGCAUCACAAGAUUUAAUAUCAAAUAUUAUUAAAUCACAAAAGUACCUUUUAGAAUUUAAAUUUACUGGAGUAGAUAAUAUUACAGAGAAUGUUAUAACUUCAUUAAAAUAUAAUUCCCAAUUUUUAAUUACAUUAAAAUUUUGGAUGCUUAAAUUAGAUGGAAUAUCAUUUGAAGGAUUAAGUUCAUUAAAAACAUUAGAAUCACUUGAUAUUCAAUGGUCCGGAGAUACAUUAUUAGAUUUAAAAUUUGAUAUAAUUACAAUGGAAACGAUCGAAUCAGCAUCAAAUUAUUGUCCAAACAUUAUAAACCUUUGUACCACGACCAAGAAAGAAUGUUAUGAUUAUUUAUUUCCUUGGAUUAAAAAAUUGAAAUUAAAAAAAUUAGAUUUUUAUUCAUCAGGAAUUGAUUUAAGUGAAGGAAUUCGAUUAUUAGGAGAAAAUAUUUCACCCACAUUAACUUAUUUAAAUUUUGAUUAUAUUUCAUGUACACCAGAAUCUUUUGAAUAUUUUUUAAAAUUAUGUAAAGCUCCAUUAACAACUUUGGUAAUUUUAUUUUCUAAAGAAUUUAUUGAUAAUUGUUUAGAAAGAAUAAAAGAUUUCGUGGUAGAAAGGAAAAGUAUGAGAAAUUUAGUAUUUGUUUGUACACCGAUUCUUUGGUUAAAAUGGAGUAAAAAAGAAUUAGAAAUUAUUAAAAUCAUGGAAAAGUAUGGACUUAAAGUUGUUAAAUCUAUUAGUCGUAAAUUUUAG
Diversispora eburnea is the source of this 1299-nucleotide messenger RNA. The record is from the annotation of a GenBank genome assembly. Lineage: Eukaryota; Fungi; Glomeromycota; Glomeromycetes; Diversisporales; Diversisporaceae.